AUGUCAUCAACUCCUGCCGCUCCUGAAGUGGCAGUUUCUGCUCCUAGUGCUGCUGACAAGCUCGUCGUGCCAGAGGGGAUGUCCAAAAAGCAAGCUAAGAAGCUGGCGAAGAAAGCUGCUAAAAAGGGGGGCGCCAAGCAAGAGUUUGAGAACGUGAUCUCCUUUGAUCCACCCAGUGGAACUCGGGACUUUUUCCCGGAGGACAUGCGCGUGCGGAAUUGGCUAUUCAGCCAGUGGCGCGCCGUCUCUACCCAAUAUGGAUUUUCGGAGUAUGAUGCUCCUGUAUUGGAGAAUGAGGAUCUAUACAAGAGGAAGGCUGGGGAGGAGAUUGUCGAACAGAUGUACAACUUCAUCGACAAGGAGGAUCAUCACGUGACACUACGUCCCGAGAUGACGCCGACUUUGGCGAGGAUGGUCUUGUCAAGGGUCAGGAUGAGCGUCCUCCCUUUGAAGUGGUUCUCUAUACCACAAUGUUGGAGAUUCGAGACAACUCAGCGUGGUCGGAAGCGUGAGCAUUAUCAGUGGAACUGCGAUAUCGUCGGCAUCUCUGAUAUCACUGCUGAGCUCGAGCUCUUGGCGACGAUGGUUGGGUUUUUCAAAAGGGUCGGCCUCACCAGUGCAGAUGUUGGUAUCAAGGUGAACUCUCGGGCUAUUCUACAGUCUGUCUUGAAGGCCUCUGGUGUCGGUGCUGAUGAGUUCGCUAAGGUCUGCGUUGUCGUCGAUAAGAUCGAUAAGGUUGGACGGGAGGAGGUCGUUAGGCAAAUGGUUGAGGACAUUGGACUCGACACGGCCGUUGCUGAACGUGUUGUUGAUGCUACUGCCGCUGGGUCUAUCGAGGAGUUCAAGUCGAUCGCUGGAGAGAGCUGCACUGAAGAUGUAGCAGAUGUCGAGAGGCUCUUCGAGUUCGCUAAGAACUACGGCAUUGAUGAUUGGCUCGUCUUCGAUGCAUCAGUUGUCCGAGGCCUGGCAUACUACACAGGUAUUGUCUGGGAGGCGUUCGAUCGAAAGGGUGAACUUCGUGCUAUCGCUGGGGGAGGACGUUACGAUAGGCUUCUGUCGCUGUAUGGAGCCCCAUCGGAAAUACCGUGCGUUGGUUUUGGAUUUGGGGAUUGCGUUAUUUACGAACUCCUUCUAGAACGUGGCCUCCUACCCGAGAUUCCCCAUCGGGUUGACUUUGUUGUAGCGGCUUAUAAAGGGAUGUACGGUCAGGCCUUGGAAGUGGCUGCCGGUCUCAGGUCGAGUGGAGCCACAGUCGACGUGAUGCUUGAGGCAGGGAAGCGUGUGGACAAGCAGUUUAGGUAUGCGGAUCGUGUUGGUGCCGACAAGAUAGCAUUCGUAGCACCAAGCGAAUGGGAGGCGGGUAAGGUCCGCAUUAAGGAUCUCCGCACAGGUGAUUCGGAGGCACGUGUACAAAUAGAUAUACCAGUAGCUGAUCUUGCCAACGCUAAGUCGUAUUUCGAGAAGCAGGCUGAGUGAAUAAGCAGAGCGAAGCGCUGCAUGUUUCGUUUACCACUAGAUACGAUUUCUGGGCACGUCUUGUCUUUCGUCAGCAUUCCUUUCUGUCGGGUUUCUGCUC
Perkinsus marinus ATCC 50983 is the source of this 1576-nucleotide messenger RNA. Its product is annotated as histidyl-tRNA synthetase, putative. Gene Ontology annotation, cellular component: cytoplasm. NCBI's taxonomy places the organism in Eukaryota, Perkinsozoa, Perkinsida, Perkinsidae. The record is from RefSeq and is a predicted model, not a curated record. The coding region runs from base 1 to 1476 and encodes 491 amino acids. The transcript is spliced from 16 exons. Gene Ontology annotation, biological process: histidyl-tRNA aminoacylation. Gene Ontology annotation, molecular function: ATP binding; histidine-tRNA ligase activity.